UUGUACGUACGAAUCAAUCAGAGCCGAGCGAGGCCGCCCCGCCCCCCUGCGCCUUCCCACGCCACUGCUUUUUCCUCGCCGUCGAAUCUUUUUCCUGCUCUUCACCGGUCAGGAUCACGCCGUUUUUGUCACCUUGCUCCCCCCGAUCCUCCCUGCCUCCGCUCUGGUUUCUCCUCUGGAAUUCUUCUCUCCAUCCGUUCGAUCGUAUGGCUGGCCGAUGGGGUGGAGUUCCUGCCCUCCUCCCUUGAUAUAUCUCCCACUCUCAGGCGAUAGCCGUACGCGUAGCUCCACAAGAGGCGAGGCGAGGUGAGAUGGGCUCGGCUCUGCUCCGCGUCCUCUGCCUCUGCAGCCUUGUGGCGCUCGCCCGCCCGGCCAGGCCGGCCAACGUCUCCAUAGGCGCCCUCUUCACCUUCGACUCCGUCAUCGGGAGGUCCGCCAGGGCUGCCAUCGACCUCGCCGUCGCCGACGUCAACCGCGACGCCAGAGUCCUCAGGGGGACGCACCUCAGCCUCGUCGCACAGGACACCAAGUGCAGCGGCUUCGUCGGCACCAUCCAAGCGCUGCAGCUAAUGGAGAAGAAGGUGGUGGCGGUGGUGGGACCGCAGUCGUCGGGGAUCGCCCACGUGGUGUCGCACGUAGUCAACGAGCUCCACGUCCCGCUGCUCUCCUUCGCCGCCACCGAUCCGGCGCUCGCCUCCGCGCAGUACCCCUACUUCGUCCGCGCAGCCCGCGGCGACGACUCCUCCCAGAUGGCCGCCGUCGCCGACAUCGUCACCUACUAUGGCUGGAGGGAGGUCACCGUCAUCUACGUCGACAACGACUACGGCCGCGGCGGCGUCGACGCCCUCGGUGACGCGCUCGAGGCCAAGCGCGCCAAGGUCUCCUUCAAGGCGCCCUUCCCUCCGGACGCCGACCAAGCCGCCAUCGCCGACCUGCUCGUGCGGGUCACCAUGAUGGAGUCCCGCGUCUGCGUCGUCCACGUCAACCCGGACUCCGGGCUCGCCGUCUUCGCCGCCGCGCGGUCGCUCGGCAUGAUGGCCUCCGGCUACGUCUGGAUCGCUACCGACUGGCUCGCCGCCGCCCUGGACUCAACGCGGCCGCCCAAUCCCAGGGCGAUGAGCCUCGUACAGGGCGUGGUCACGCUCCGCCAGUACACCCCGGACUCCGGCGCCAAGAGGUCGCUCACCUCCAGAUUCGCCACAGCCCAGCUGAACCGGACCGCCACCCUGAACGCGUUCGGGCUCGCCGCGUACGACGCCGUGUGGAUGGCGGCCCGCGCCAUCGACGAGUUCCUGGAAGACGGCGGGAACGUCACCUUCUCGGCCGACCCGAGGUUGCAGCAGGAGGUGAACGGGACCAGCACGCUGCGGCUGGACACGCUCAGAGUGUUCGACCAGGGGGAGCAGCUGCUGCACAAGGUGAUGCUCGCCAACUUCACCGGCGUCACCGGCGGCGUGCGGUUCUCAGCGGACGGCAGGAGCCUGGCCGACCCCGCCUACGAGGUCCUCAACGUCGGCGGCACGGGCGUCCGGCGGGUCGGCUACUGGUCAAACCACUCGCAUCUGUCCGUCGCCGCGCCCACUCCACUCCGAAUCAAAACUAACAGCAGCCAGCAGCAGGAGCAGCGGCUGUACAGCGUGAUCUGGCCUGGGGAGACGACAUCGCCGCCGCGCGGGUGGGUGUUCCCGAACAACGGCCGGCCGCUGAGGAUCGGCGUGCCGUACAGGACGACGCAGAAGCAGUUCGUGUCCAAGGACAGCGGCCCCGACGGCGCGAGCGGGUACUGCAUCGACGUGUUCAAGGCCGCCGUGGCACUGCUCCCGUACCCUGUCCCCGUGUCCUUCAUCCUCUUCGGCGACGGCGUCAAGAACCCCGACUACAGCGACCUCGUGAACAAGGUGGCGAACAAUGUGUUCGACGCGGCGGUGGGCGACGUGUCCAUCGUGACGAACCGGACGCGGGUGGUGGACUUCACGCAGCCGUACGUGGAGUCCGGGCUGGUGAUCGUGUCGCCGGUGAAGGAGAAGAGCUCCAACGCGUGGGCCUUCCUCAAGCCCUUCACGCUGGGCAUGUGGGCCGUCACCGGCGCCUUCUUCCUCUUCGUCGGCGCCGUCGUCUGGAUUCUCGAGCACCGCUUCAACCCGGAGUUCCGCGGAUCCCCACGCGAGCAGCUCGUCACCAUUUUCUGGUUCAGCUUCUCAACAAUGUUCUUCGCGCACAGGGAGAACACUGUGAGCUCGCUGGGUCGUUUCGUGCUCAUCAUCUGGCUGUUCGUGGUGCUCAUCAUCAACUCGAGCUACACGGCGAGCCUGACGUCCAUCCUGACGGUGCAGCAGCUGUCGACGGGGAUCCAGGGGCUGGACGGCCUCCUCGCCAGCGCCGACCCCAUCGGCUACCAGGUUGGAUCCUUCGCCAAGAGCUACAUGAUGCAGGAGCUCAACGUGCCGGAGUCCCGACUCAAGGAACUUGCCAUCGACGACUACGCCACCAGCCUCCAGCUCGGCCCGCGCAACGGGGGCGUCGCUGCCAUCGUGGACGAGCUGCCCUACGUCGACCUCUUCCUCUCCACCAACUGCCAGUUCAAGACCGUCGGACAAGAAUUCACCAAGAGCGGAUGGGGAUUCGCGUUCCAGCGGGACUCACCUCUGGCGGUGGACCUGUCGACGGCGAUCCUAACGCUGUCGGAGAACGGCGACCUGCAGCGGAUCCACGACAAGUGGCUCAACCCGGGGCAGUGCGACUCGUCACAGGGCGGCGACGUGGCGGCCGACAGGCUCAACCUCAGCAGCUUCUGGGGACUCUUCCUCAUCUCCGGCGUCGCCUGCUUCAUUGCAUUGGUCAUCUUCUUCACCAGGAUACUGUGCCAGUACGGCAAGUACAACCAGGGCGAUGGCGAAGGUGGAACGCCGCCGGAGGAGUUCCCGGUGCGGCGGCCGGAGCGGCUGAGGAGCAUCAGGGAUCUGAUAACGUUCGUGGACAUGAAGGAGGAGGAGGCCAAGAGGGCCAUCAAAAGGAAGUCGAGCGACGACCGCCGGGACAGGUCCAUCGCCAGCUCCGCCGGGGCAUCCUCCUUCUCAGCAUCCACGGUGUAGCCAGCUUCUUUCUUCUCUGCUCGGAUGCAUGGAUGGAUUUCUAACACCAUAGAUCGAUUGACGAUGAUGUCGAUUUGACAAGCUGCACUCCACAGUAAGCUAAGCUAGGUUCAGCUGCUGAGAUGACACUGUAAUAGUGUAAUUAGGCCAUGAUGAUAUACAUACAACAGUACUACCAAGUUGGAUAUGGCAUAGGUAGAUUAGAUUAACUCCUACUACUCAAGUUGGAUAUGGUCGUGUUGUGUAUGACCCAACAACGAGCGAUUUUCUUUCGUCAA
This is a messenger RNA of Aegilops tauschii subsp. strangulata, 3370 nucleotides long. RefSeq names its product glutamate receptor 3.5. Gene Ontology annotation, molecular function: ligand-gated monoatomic ion channel activity. Gene Ontology annotation, cellular component: membrane. Lineage: Eukaryota; Viridiplantae; Streptophyta; Magnoliopsida; Poales; Poaceae. The record is from RefSeq and is a predicted model, not a curated record.